AUGCAUGAUUUUCCUUUACAGUUCCAUUUGCAGAAAUUGGAACGAAAAUAUCUUAUUGGCGGUGCAGGAGUUGUUACUGGACAAUCAGUAGGAAGUGAUUACGUUAUUUUUGAACCAGGAAGCCGACAUUCAUUUCAACAGGCUUUAGGAAGAUCAAUAGCUAAUCCUACGGCAAUGAUUCUAUGCGCAGCGAAUAUGUUGAAGCAUCUUCACCUACACGACUAUGGCAGCGCUUUACAAACAGCUGUUGAGAAGGUGGUUAAAGACGGGAAGAUUCGUACCCGAGACAUGGGAGGAUCCACUGCAUCUAGUACUAUAGAAAUGAAGAAACAGAGUUAUGAUGCGAAGCGAUAUGUCAUGUUUAUUGUCGUAAAAUACGCCUCCACAACCGAGUUCGCAGAUGCCGUCGUAAACUGCUUCGAAAUGUAA
Molecule: messenger RNA, 429 nt
Organism: Necator americanus (New World hookworm)
Lineage: Eukaryota; Metazoa; Nematoda; Chromadorea; Rhabditida; Ancylostomatidae
Exons: 5
Coding region: 1-429 (142 amino acids)
Biological process (GO): isocitrate metabolic process; tricarboxylic acid cycle
Cellular component (GO): mitochondrion
Source: RefSeq, a predicted model, not a curated record